GUUUGGACUUCGCAAUGAAAGGCUGAGUUAGAAUUAGAAUUAGAGAAGUACAGUAGAUAAUGUGUGGCCCUUGAUGGGACCAGUGAUGAUAAUAAAAUUAAUGUCAAUGCCAGCAACAUAGAGUAGAAUACCGUAGAGACUGACAUGACUGAAAGGUGACAUGUCAAUUCCAGAUACCGUAACAAGAGAUGAGAAUCAGAAGAGGCCAUCUGCUCCUGAUGGAGGCUGGGGCUGGAUGGUUGUCCUGGGUUGUGCUUUGGUCCAUGUGCUAAUUACUGGAUUAGCCACCUCAUAUGGUCUGAUUUAUCAAUACCUGAUUGAGAGAUUUGGAGGAAGUGCUGCACUUACCGCAUCAAUACAUGGAGUCUCUAGUGCUCUCCGGUUUGGGCUAGGGCCUGUGGCAAGCACAGCAGUCAAUCGCAUCUCUACUCGUAAAGUUGUGAUUAUUGGUUCCUUUGUUGUCUCCGUUGGCGUCAUCCUUUGUGCGUUUCCUCCAAAUGUCGAGUACAUGUUUUUGACAUGGACCGUCCUUGUUGGUGGCGGAGGCUGUUUCGUUAUCAUUCCAAGUAUCAUCCAUGUUGGUCUCCACUUCAACAAGAGGAGGGCAGUCGCCAACGGAAUCUCGACAGCAGGUGCUGGAGUUGGACAAUUUGUAUUUCCUCUGGUCUUUGUAUUUCUACAGGAAAACUACGGGUAUUUUGGUGCAAUGCUGAUUAUGGGAGGGCUCUCACUCAAUCUGGUAGUGGCGGGAGUAUUAUAUCGACCUUUGGAGAACAAGGAAGUGGCGGUUGAAGAAAAGACUGUUUUUUUGCCAAAUGCUUCCGAUGAUUCAAAUACUGCUCAAUCUGUUACCUGUGAUAAGGAUCUAGUGGACGAAGGUGGUGAAAGUAAUCUGAUAGAGGCUUCUCAAAUUGACAGCCAAAAAACUACAAGUCUUCUUGAAAAUACUCUUAGUUUACAUAAAAACGAUGAAGCUCAGAAUUUUAUCAGUCAAUCUGAUUCUGAAAACAUUUACAAAAGUGACAGUGAUCUGGAGACAACAGCCAAUUGUGGAAAUGAUCUCAAAACUACUGAGCUUUGCUCAAAUGAAAUAGACAGUGAUAUAGAAAUUUCAAAGACAUGUAGGUCUAGCAGUGAUGUGAAAAAUAGUCCUAGUGACAGCAAGGAGCAAAAUUUUAAAAUCAGUUGCAGUUCUUCUAAUGAGGGUGAUAGUCAUUCUAACCGCUGCACCAAAGUGUGCUGCAGUUCAAAAUCUAAGUCAGGAAAGAAAAUUGUGGACUUCAGGCUCCUUAAAGAACCAUCUUUCUUUUUCUUUUCACUCUGCCUAGCCUUUUGUACCAUGGGUUAUAUGCUGAUCAGGACGUUCAUACCAGCCCUAGUUGAGUCGCGAGGUCACCCAAAAGCGUUAUCUGCCCAGUUGUUGGCAUACUCCGGAGGAGCAGACAUGUGUGGCCGAUUAAGUGCUGGAUUCUUUUUUGAUAUGAAAAGAAUCCGACCAGUUAGACGUUACUUAUAUAAUGCUCUACCCUUCAUUAUUAGUAUAAUUGUGGGAGUAUUCCCAUCAGCUCAGGAACCCGGAGAAUACAUAUGUAUUUCUAUCUUAUUUGGAUUCUUCAUCGGAACAUAUGUUGCUCAAAGGCCGUCUAUUCUUGCUGAUCUUGUUGGAAAUGACAGGUUUUCAGAUGCUCUUGGACUGGCAAUGUUCUUCAAUGGAGGCGGCCUUCUGAUUGGUCCAUCAGUUGGAGGUGCGCUACGUGAUAUGACAGGAUACUACGACCCAGCCUACUACUUUGGUUCUUGUUGUCUUGCUGUGGGAGGCUCCAUCUUUCUCUGUCAAAACAUCAUGUUCAUUCGUCAGCAAAGGAGAAUGAUGGAACUGCCUUCAGUGAAGGAUGCUGUUACAGAAGUUAGCGUAUGAUGACCACAUGUGUGUAAACAUAGUAUUUUAAGUGAAAAGCUAUUGCGCCAUGUGGGCACAAUGUCCCAAGGAAAUUUCAUCUUUGUUUGAGUUGGAUAUUUUGUCAGUAUGUGUAGAUGAUUGUUAUAAUGAUUGUAUUAGUUUCUGGAAUCAAAUUCUAAUCUCAGUUGUGAUAGCGUGAUAAAAUUGUUGAAUACAAUGUAAUGUUUGUGUUGAUUCCUUAGUG
Messenger RNA from Lineus longissimus, 2144 nucleotides. RefSeq names its product monocarboxylate transporter 9-like. The record is from RefSeq and is a predicted model, not a curated record. The transcript is spliced from 5 exons. Gene Ontology annotation, biological process: transmembrane transport. Gene Ontology annotation, molecular function: monocarboxylic acid transmembrane transporter activity. Bases 161 to 1918 code for a protein of 585 amino acids. Gene Ontology annotation, cellular component: membrane. Lineage: Eukaryota; Metazoa; Nemertea; Pilidiophora; Heteronemertea; Lineidae.